AUGCCAGGAAGCCCGACUUCGAAUCAUGUGCAAGUUCUCCGGGAUCUGACGCUCGCUGAUGAGCACCUCAUGAUCUGCUUCUGUGGAUGGAACAGGGAGUCGGACGUUGAUACGCAAGUGCUGCUGAAGGCGGUUGAGAAGAUCGUGCGCAUAAAGUUGCAAAUGGGGGACCAACACCGGAUCAGCCUUGCUCGCGAACAAGGAUCAACACUUGUGGUCGAGCAAGAGUUUACAAGAAACGUCGCUGCGCUGCUAGCAGCUGUCCCAACAGUCCUGGGCUCAGCUAGUCACGGGGAUAUGGUGGACUUGGAAGCGCUUCUAGCUGAUGCUGCUCGCUACUUUAGUGCACAGCGAGACAUGGAGCGCAAAGCUACGUCGUCCUUUCGUCUGCUGCUGGUCUAUAGACAGUCAACACAGAGACCGCAGCUUCACGUCGCUCAGCAAGAGGAACCAAAUCAGUUUAUCACUGACCCUGUCUUUCAUCUGGACGUCAUCUACUGGCAUCGAGAUGUCCCGCUUGAAUUGGCUCAGCACGUGUUUGACGAGCUCUGCUCGUAUGACAACGCAAACCCGUUGGCCAAGUUCUACUUCCUCGAAGUCGGUGGAUCAGUCGAGCGAUUGCACCAGGCACUCGUACUGAUGCUGUCGCAUCCGGCACAUCGAUUGAGCCAAAGUGCGGCCGAGCAGCUGCUGAGCUCGCGGUUCUCACCGAGCAAAACGAUCGAUUCUCUAGGGCAGCAGGAUUAA
Messenger RNA from Hyaloperonospora brassicae, 747 nucleotides. The record is from the annotation of a GenBank genome assembly. Lineage: Eukaryota; Oomycota; Peronosporomycetes; Peronosporales; Peronosporaceae.